Hyaena hyaena (striped hyena) is the source of this 2843-nucleotide messenger RNA. It is a transcript of the gene CEP85L, whose product is annotated as centrosomal protein 85 like. The transcript is spliced from 13 exons. The record is from RefSeq and is a predicted model, not a curated record. Lineage: Eukaryota; Metazoa; Chordata; Mammalia; Carnivora; Hyaenidae. Bases 307 to 2730 code for a protein of 807 amino acids. Gene Ontology annotation, cellular component: centrosome.
GGCUGUGAUCCUCGCCUGGGCUCAGCCGGGGACCCAGCCGCCGUCACUGCGGAGCCACCGCUUCCUCCGCCCGGGCCUCAGCACAGCGGGCUCGGCCAUGGCAGCCGGCGCCGCCGGGGCCGCGGCGAAUCUGGCCCCUGCGCUCCCCGCCAGUCGCUGAGCAGCCGUUAACCAGACCGCCCGCCCUCCCGCUGGUGCCGCCGCGGCCGCAGGUUCCGCACAAGUUUCCGCCGCCGAAGAAGCCGGAGGCGAAGGCAGGGCAGGACGGACUAGGGGAGUCGUGCGCCCCCGGCCCUCCCGGCCGCUAUGUGGGGGCGCUUCCUGGUCCCGGAGGCCGGCGGCCAGGACAGCCCCGGCGGAGCCCGCAGUCUCGCGGCGGGCCCAGAUUAUUCCUCAUCAGCAUGGUUACCUGGUAAUGAAUCAUUGUGGCAGGCCACAACCGUUCCCUCUAACCAUCGAAAUAAUCAUAUCAGGAGACAUAGUAUAACUUCUGACAGUGGUGACACCGGCAUUGGAACUUCCUGUUCUGACAGCGUGGAAGAUCAUUCAACUUCGAGUGGCACAUUAUCUUUUAAGCCUAGUCGGUCGUUGGUUACUCUUCCUACUGCCCACGUCAUGCCAUCUAACUCCAGCACUUCAGUUUCCAAACAUAGUGAAUCAUUGACGUCAGACGGCUCAAAAUGGAGUACAAGCCUCAUGCAAGCAUUGGGAGACCACAGUAGGGGAGAACAGGACUCUUCACUAGACAUGAAGGACUUCCGGCCCCUCCGGAAAUGGUCAUCUUUAUCCAGACUCACUGCCCCGGAUAAUUGCAGCCAGGGUGGCAUUGUUCACACUGGAGAGUCCAGGAGUGGUUUGGAAAAGACAGGGAGAGGCAAGGUUUUAACAUCACAACUAAGAACAAUUGGGCCUAGCUGCUUACAUGAUAGUAUGGAGAUGCUUAAACUAGAAGACAAGGAAAUAAAUAAAAAACGAUCGUCAACUCUGGACUGCAAAUAUAAAUUUGAGAGCUGUAGCAAAGAGGACUUUAGAGCUUCUUCCUCCACCCUUAGGAGGCAGACCUUAGACAUGACAUACAGUGCCUUACCUGAAAGCAAGCCCAUUACAACAAAUGCAGAGGCUUUUGAACCUAUGAAAUAUUUAAUGCUUGGUCAGCAGGCAGUAGGUGGAGUUCCCAUUCAGCCUUCUGUGAGGACACAGAUGUGGCUUACGGAGCAGUUGCGGACAAACCCUUUGGAAAAUAGAACUACAGAGGACACUUACAGUUUAGCUCCUUGGCAACAGCAUCAAAUUGAAGAAUUUCGACAAGAAAAUGAAACACCAAUGCAGGUUUUUACUGGAUCGUCUCGUCAGAGUUACUCACCUUCUGGCUAUCAGGAUUUCAGUAAGUGGGAAUCAGUGCUGAAGAUAAAAGAAGGACUGCUAAGGCAGAAAGAAAUUGUGAUUGAUCGGCAGAAGCAGCAAAUUAGCCACCUACACGAGAGGAUAAGGGAUAAUGAAUUACGGGCACAACAUGCCAUGUUAGGACACUAUGUAAACUGUGAAGAUUCUUACGUGGCUAGUUUGCAGCCACAAUAUGAGAACAGUUCACUCCAGACUCCAUUUUGUGAUCAGCCAGUGUCCCAUUCCCAGCAAGAAGAACUUGAGCAAAAGCUUGCAUCCACUGAAAAAGAGGUUUUACAGCUCAACCAGUUUCUCAAACAAAGAAUAAGCCAAUUUAGUGAAGAGAAGAAGAAACUGGAAGAAAAGCUUAAAACCAGAGAUAGAUACAUCAGUAGUCUGAAAAAGAAAUGUCAGAAGGAAUCCGAACAAAACAAAGAAAAGCAAAGAAGAAUUGAGACCUUGGAAAAGUAUUUGGCUGAUCUUCCAACUCUAGAUGAUGUACAGAGUCAGAGUCUUCAGCUUCAGAUUCUAGAAGAAAAAAAUAAGAAUUUGCAAGAGACUCUGCUGGAUGUGGAAAAAAAGCUUGAAGAUAUCAAAAAACAGUGUCAAGAAAAAGAGGCACAGAUAAUAUGCCAGAAAAAGAAAGAAAAGGAGUUGGUAACUACAGUUCAGAGCUUACAGCAAAAAGUAGAAAGAUGCCUUGAAGAUGGAAUUCGUCUUCCCAUGUUAGAUGCAAAACAGCUUCAGAAUGAAAAUGAUAACCUGAGAGAACAAAAUGAGAAUGCUAGUAAGAUUAUAGACAGCCAACAAGAUGAGAUUGAAAGAAUGAUUUUAGAAAUUCAGUCUAUGCAAGGGAAACUUUCUAAAGAAAAAUUGACUACUCAAAAGAUGAUGGAAGAGUUGGAAAAGAAAGAAAGAAACCUACAGAGAUUAACAAAAACAUUGCUUGAUAACCAAAGACAAACAGAAGAGACGUGCUCUUUAUUGGAUCAGGGCCAGGAAGGAGACCAAUGCAGGCAGCAGACAGUACUCACUAAAUGGCCACUAUCUGAUUUGAGUGUGAUUGAUCAGCUGUUCAAGGAAAUGUCCUAUUGUUUGUUUGACUUGAAGGCAUUGUGUAGUAUUCUGAAUCAGCGUGCUCAGGGCAAGGAGCCUAAUCUUUCAUUAUUACUGGGAAUCAGAUCAAUGAACUGUUCAGCUGAAGAGACUGAGAAUGACUACAGCCCAGAAACACUCACUAAAAAAUUAUCAGAUGUAUGCCAGUUACGGAGAGACAUUGAUGAAUUAAGGACUACAAUAUCAGACCGCUAUGCUCAGGACAUGGGAGACAACUGCAUUACCCAAUGAUCAACUAUUGGUCCCACAGCAAUAAUGACCCAUUGUUAAAUGCUGCUGUGUUACAGUUCUUCAUAUGUCUUUUUAGAAGCCAUAAUGGAAAGUCUCAAGUGACAUAUCACUUA